Messenger RNA from Panicum virgatum (switchgrass), 1197 nucleotides. Its product is annotated as transcription factor bHLH168-like. Gene Ontology annotation, cellular component: RNA polymerase II transcription regulator complex. The record is from RefSeq and is a predicted model, not a curated record. The transcript has 2 exons. The coding region runs from base 184 to 813 and encodes 209 amino acids. Lineage: Eukaryota; Viridiplantae; Streptophyta; Magnoliopsida; Poales; Poaceae. Gene Ontology annotation, molecular function: DNA-binding transcription factor activity, RNA polymerase II-specific; RNA polymerase II transcription regulatory region sequence-specific DNA binding; protein dimerization activity. Gene Ontology annotation, biological process: regulation of transcription by RNA polymerase II.
CGCGCCGAGGCUCCCAGCAAAGCAAAGCCUCACAGCUGCGCAGUUCCAGCCUCCAUAGCUCGGCCAGCAAACUAUUCCGCCUCAUCGUAUCCGUCGCCUCCGAUUCCUUGCGUUCCCUUCCUCCCUGGGAGGUCUCAGCGAGGAGCGAGGAGCUGAGGAGACGCCGAAUCGAUCUCGGUCGGGAUGAAGAGCCGGAGGCAGAGCAGCGGGGGCAGCUCGGCCGGCGCGACCGCCGCGGGGGAGGGGAACACGCACAGCAGCGGCGGCGGGUGCAAGCUGGAGAGGAAGGACGUGGAGAAGAACCGGCGGCUGCACAUGAAGGGCCUCUGCCUCAAGCUCUCCUCCCUCAUCCCGCCCGCCGCCCGCCGCGCGUCCCUGCUCUCGGAGGCGGCGGCGUCCGCGUCCAACCCCAACAAGGACGCGGCGACGCAGCUGGAUCAGCUGGACACCGCGGCGGCGUACAUCAAGCAGCUCAAGGAGCGGAUCGAUGCGCUGAAGCGGAGGAAGGAGGGCGGCGGCGGCCGUGCCGCCACCGCGGGGUCCGGCGCCGUGCGCAUGCCGGUGGUCGAGGUGCGGUGCCAGGACGGGGCGACGCUGGACGUGGUGCUCAUCAGCGAGGCCGGGCGGCCGUUCAAGCUGCACGAGGUGAUCACGGCGCUGGAGGAGGAAGGCGCCGAGGUCGUCAGCGCCAGCUUCUCCGUCGUCGGCGACAAGAUCUUCUACACCAUCCACUCGCAGGCGCUCAGCCCCCGCAUCGGGCUCGACGCCGCCAGGGUCUCCGAGAGGCUGCACGACCUGCUGCUCCUCGCCUGACUCUGACGGACGAACCACCUGAACGAACAUCACCAGCGACGGUGCUGACGAGGAAGAUCUACUGUAUUGUUAGCGUAGCUAGCUAGUCGAGGUCAGGACGCACGGACCAUAACUCCAUAAGCAUAGCCGGCUGAUCCAGGGAAGGGAAGCUUUGGUUUCUUUGCAGUUGUGCAUACGUAGGAGCAAGCGAGCAGACUGCUUUUUUUUUCAGCUCGAUCUUAGAACGAAAUGGCCGGUGCUGUACCACACUGGAGUGAGUACAUGCAUCCUGUCUCUGUUCUAUUACGUGCUGUUUCAGCUUCCUGGUGUACUACUGAUACUCCACUGAAUCGGAUGAUGCACACUUGUGUGCCUGUGUGUUGCAGCACACGUUCUAGAAUCUAA